This is a messenger RNA of Trypanosoma brucei brucei TREU927, 282 nucleotides long. RefSeq lists its product as hypothetical. Lineage: Eukaryota; Euglenozoa; Kinetoplastea; Trypanosomatida; Trypanosomatidae. Bases 1 to 282 code for a protein of 93 amino acids. The record is from RefSeq and is a predicted model, not a curated record. The transcript has a single exon.
AUGGCUGUAGUGCAGGUGGACAAAAUAUGCAUUUCCCCCCCCUCUCUCUUUUGCCGUGAGCCAAACAGUUCAUUGGUAAUAAUAACAAUUUUAUUCACGAACACACAGAGAAAGAAACAAACAAACUUGCCCUUUGUGAGGCAGAGCAAAAGAUGUGGGCAAACAUCAAAAGAAAGGCGACUGCUUCACCACUGCCACACAAAUACAAAAAAAAAUGCACGGCAGAAAAAUAGCACAAACAGGAAAGGGGAAAAAAAAAACACCGGAAGACUAACAAUGUAA